Propithecus coquereli (Coquerel's sifaka) is the source of this 3804-nucleotide messenger RNA. RefSeq names its product SEC31 homolog A (S. cerevisiae) (gene SEC31A). The transcript has 21 exons. The record is from RefSeq and is a predicted model, not a curated record. Bases 424 to 3390 code for a protein of 988 amino acids. Gene Ontology annotation, molecular function: structural molecule activity; protein binding. Lineage: Eukaryota; Metazoa; Chordata; Mammalia; Primates; Indriidae. Gene Ontology annotation, cellular component: endoplasmic reticulum exit site; COPII vesicle coat. Gene Ontology annotation, biological process: intracellular protein transport; endoplasmic reticulum organization; endoplasmic reticulum to Golgi vesicle-mediated transport.
GGGAGGAGGGGCGGUGGCGAAUGCUGGGAGACUCCGACGGGCGCCACGCUAACGCCGGGACCUGCCUCCGAGGGUCCCCGCCAGGUGUGUCCGCCUGUUGCCUCCUGCCCUCUUCGCUGGCCUCCGGUCCUUGAGGGAGAGCCCGCCAAGUCUGAGAUCCCGGCCUCGGUCUCCGCCGGCUCCCGCCAGCCUGAGGCCCGGUCUCUGGUGACGGCGCGCCCCGCUCUUGGUUUCGGGCCCGGCGGAACGACGCCUGGCCUCCGGACUCCUGCGGUGAUCGCGCCCGUCCGCACCCGCCGACGUUGCCGCUGCCGAGCGGGGGCUGCCCCGAGGCUCACGACAGGGCGUCCUGCCGGGGCGUCGCAGCCGGGCUGUAACCGGACUUGAGGUCAGGAGACCUUCAGACCCCGGUGCACAAAGAGGAUGAAGUUAAAGGAAAUAGAUCGUACAGCCAUGCAGGCAUGGAGCCCUGCCCAGAAUCACCCCAUUUACCUGGCUACAGGAACAUCUGCUCAGCAAUUGGAUGCAACAUUUAGUACCAAUGCUUCCCUGGAGAUAUUUGAAUUAGACCUUUCUGAUCCCUCCUUGGAUAUGAAAUCGUGUGCCACUUUCUCCUCUUCCCACAGGUACCACAAGUUAAUUUGGGGGCCUUAUAAAAUGGAUUCCAAAGGAGAUGUCUCUGGAGUUCUGAUUGCAGGUGGUGAAAAUGGAAACAUUAUUCUUUAUGAUCCUUCUAAAAUUAUAGCCGGAGACAAGGAAGUUGUGAUUGCCCAGAAUGACAAGCAUACUGGCCCCGUGAGAGCCUUGGAUGUGAACAUUUUCCAGAUGCAUUGCUCUGGGUUGGCGUGGCAUCCCGAUGUUGCUACUCAGAUGGUCCUUGCCUCUGAGGAUGACCGCUUACCAGUGAUCCAGAUGUGGGAUCUUCGAUUCGCCUCCUCUCCGCUUCGUGUCCUGGAAAACCAUGCCAGGGGGAUUUUGGCAAUUGCUUGGAGCAUGGCAGAUCCUGAAUUGUUACUGAGCUGCGGAAAAGACGCUAAGAUUCUCUGCUCCAACCCAAACACAGGAGAGGUGUUAUAUGAACUUCCCACCAACACACAGUGGUGCUUUGAUAUUCAGUGGUGUCCCCGAAAUCCUGCUGUCCUGUCAGCUGCUUCUUUUGAUGGACGUAUCAGUGUUUAUUCUAUCAUGGGAGGGAGCACAGAUGGUUUAAGGCAGAAACAAGUUGACAAGCUUUCAUCAUCUUUUGGAAAUCUUGAUCCCUUUGGCACAGGACAGCCCCUUCCUCCAUUACAAAUUCCACAGCAGACAGCUCAGCACAGCAUGGUGCUGCCUCUGAAGAAGCCGCCCAAGUGGAUCCGAAGGCCCGUCGGUGCUUCUUUCUCAUUUGGAGGCAAACUGGUUACGUUUGAGAGUGUCAGAGUGCCGUCUCAGCAGGGGGCUGAGCAGCAGCAGCAGCAGCUCGUGUUCAUUAGUCAGGUCGUCACAGAAAAGGAGUUCCUCAGCCGGUCAGACCAGCUCCAGCAGGUCGUGCGGUCCCAAGGAUACGUUGCUUAUUGCCAGAAAAAAAUUGAUGCUUCGCAGAUUGAGUUUGAGAAAAAUGUCUGGUCCUUUUUGAAGGUAAACUUUGAGGAUGAUUCUCGUGGAAAAUACCUUGAACUUCUAGGAUACAGAAAAGAAGACCUAGGAAAGAAGAUUGCUUUGGCCUUGAACAAGGUGGAUGGAGCUGAUGUGCGCAUUAAAGAGGAAAAACAAGAAUCCGAAUUUCUACCAUCAGCUGGAGGGACAUUUAAUAUUUCCAUCAGUGGGGAUAUUGAUGGCUUAAUUACUCAGGCUUUGCUGACGGGUAAUUUUGAGAGUGCCGUUGACCUUUGUUUACAUGAUAACCGCAUGGCUGAUGCCAUUAUAUUGGCCAUAGCAGGUGGACAAGAACUCUUGGCUCAGACCCAGAAAAAAUACUUUGCAAAAUCCCAAAGCAAAAUUACCAGGCUUAUCACUGCAGUGGUGAUGAAGAACUGGAAAGAGAUCGUUGAGUCUUGUGAUCUUAAAAAUUGGAGAGAGGCUUUAGCUGCAGUAUUGACUUAUGCUAAACCAGAUGAAUUUUCAGCCCUUUGUGUUACUACUUCAGAUCUGUCUGAUCUGUCAGUCAUUCAGAAUGUGUUGCUCAGAAAACAUGGCGUUCUUACAGGAGAAAAUCCUCCACCCCCGGGUUUCCUCAUGCACGGAAACAUUAACCCGAACGCUGCUGCUCAGCGUCCCACAUCUCCAGGUCACGUGCACACCCAGGGACCACCGUACCCACAGCCACAGCCUUGUCAACCAGCCCAGCAGUAUUCCUUCGGAACAGGGGGGUCAGCAAUGUACCGACCUCAGCAGCCCGUUGCUCCUCCUGCUUCGAACGCUUACCCUAACACCCCUUACGCACCUUCUGCUGCUUCCUAUUCUGGGCAGUCUCAGCUGUAUGCAGCUCAGCACCAGGCCUCUUCGCCCAACUCCAGCCCUGCUCCUGCUUUCCCUCCUCCCCCUUCCUCUGGAGCAUCCUUCCAGCAUGGCGGGCCAGGAGCUCCACCGUCAUCUUCAGCUUACGCCCUGCCUCCUGGAACAACAGGUACACUGCCUGCUGCCAGCGAGCUGCCUGCGUCCCAAAGAACAGGUCUGCGCUUGAAAGGGAUAUGGUUUGGCUCCCUGCUUUAUUUUUUCACGAACAGAUGGGUGGAUGGAGGGCUGUUAUUUGUGGUUGCAAACUGCAUACUGUAUGGGUCAAUGCCUGAAAACUUCAUGCCCCCCGUUCCUAUCACAUCACCAAUCAUGAACCCUUUGGGCGACCCCCAGUCACAGAUGCUGCAGCAGCAGCCGUCGGCGCCAGUACCGCUGUCAGGCCAAGCUUCCUUCCCGCAGCCACAUCUCCCGGGUGGCCAGCCCUUCCACGGCCUACAGCAGCCUCUCAGCCAAGCAGGCCUGCCGCCAGCUUUCUCAAAGCCCAGCAUCGAAGGCGCCCCGGGGGCCCCUAUUGGAAAUACCAUCCAGGUAACAGUAAAUCUGCGGAAGUGGAAUGGGGAGAUGGCUCUGUUUCCGUACAUUUCCUUUAAUAUGCUAACUUUUAUGAUUGCACCAUUAUUAAUUAAUGAACAUCUAAAUUUGCAAACCAAGAGGAAGCUAGAUGAUGCCAGCAAACGUUUGGAGUUUCUAUAUGAUAAACUUAGGGAACAGACACUUUCACCAACAAUCACCAGUGGCUUACACAGCAUUGCCAGGAGCAUUGAAACACGGAACUACUCGGAAGGAUUGACCAUCCACACCCACAUAGUGAGCACCAGCAACUUCAGUGAGACCUCUGCUUUCAUGCCUGUUCUCAAAGUUGUUCUCACCCAGGCCAAUAAGCUCGGUGUCUAAAAGCACAGCUUCACUCCCAUUCAAUAUUGCCAUCUUUCCAAAGAAACAUCUUUAAAAAAAAAAAUGAUAAAACAUGGACCAAUCCUCAUUAGCAUGUUUCCGUAGCAGCCAGUCAAGAGCAUUUACACUAUUUCUGCAGAUAUACUCACCUUAGAACUGCUCAAAACCCUGGUGCUUUCUUUUUGUUUUAGUCUUGGUUGCCCAUGAUGAUUUUCCUACUCUGCAAGUAGUGUAUUUCCUGGAUUACACAUGGUAUGGUUUCCUGAAGCAUUCUGAUAAGAUACGGUUUUUAAAACCUCAGUAUACUUUUUAGAAAGGGAGCAUCUGGUUGUGCAUAAGGCAGAGCUAAAACUAAAUUUCUUUCACGUCUUCCCUGCUUCCUCCACGUCAAUCAGAUUAAAGUGUGUAAUCCUA